CCGUCUGUCAUCCCCACUCCUUUCCCUCUCUCGGUCUCUCUCCACACGUCUCCGCUCCACCGCUUCUCCUCCUGCCGCUGUUUCCCCAAAAUCCCACGCCACCACCACGGCACCACCACCGCCCGCCGUCAACCCAACCAAAGCAGUAGUCUUCCUCCCCCGCUCCCCCAUUCCCAUCAUCCCUUCUCACCCACACAACCCAAAACGCGAGCGAAGGCGGACAGCGGCGGCCGUUUCUUGAUUUCUCCUUGCUCUGCGGCGGGCGGACGGUCAUGGCGGGGCGUGCGGCGGUGCGGGGCUGCGUGCAGACGGCGCUCAAGGCGGCCAACUCCGUCGUGGGGCUGGCCGGGAUGGCCGUCAUCCUCUACGCGCUCUGGGUGCUGCGGGCUUGGUCCAAGCAGGCCGCCGACCUCCACCUCCCCGCCCCCUGGUUUAUCUAUACUCUUCUCAGCCUGGGAAUUUUUAUGUGCUUGCUGACUUGCUCUGGUCAUAUUGCUGCCGAAACUGCAAACUUUCCCUGCCUGUCCUGUCACAUGAUCUUCGUGUUUUUGCUUGUUAUACUGGAAGGUGCAAUCACAGCUGAUGUAUUUCUGAAUAGCAACUGGGAGGAGGAUUUCCCAAAUGAUCCAUCUGGGAAGUUUGAUGAAUUCAAGAAUUUCCUGAGAUCAAAUUUUGAGAUAUGUGAAUGGGUAGGCCUCUUGGUGGUGGCUGCUCAGGCACUAUCAAUCAUUCUUGCAAUGGUACUUAGGGCCCUUGGUCCUGAACGUGAGAUUGACUACGACAGCGACGAUGAUGCAGUACCUGCAAGGUUGCCUCUCCUAAGAAACCAGGCCCAGCAUGGUGCAAAUUAUGUUGAACCCAACUUAUCUCGAAGUAGUGAUUCAUGGAGUGUGCGGAUCUUAGAUAAGGCUAACAAAUAAGACUUCUGAUCUUACAUGGCGAACCAUUCCGAAGGAGCACCAACAUGUUGUGCCCUGAUCCCUGAGGGUUACAGCCAACCUGAGGAUGUUUUCUUAAGUAGUGAGGACUCAUGACGGUGUGGUACUGAACGGCUAAUUUUUAGUUGCCUUUCGACAUGCGCAAAUAUUUGAGUAGCAUGUAACUAACCUUACAGCACCUUGAUGUAUGGGAAGAAUGUUGUACAAUGCUCCACAAAAUAGAUGAUGGGUUGAUAGCCCAAAAUAAAUAAAUUCCUGACUGUUUGUCCCUCCCUA
Messenger RNA from Brachypodium distachyon (stiff brome), 1214 nucleotides. RefSeq names its product tetraspanin-19. Gene Ontology annotation, cellular component: membrane. Bases 273 to 920 code for a protein of 215 amino acids. The record is from RefSeq and is a predicted model, not a curated record. The transcript has 6 exons. Lineage: Eukaryota; Viridiplantae; Streptophyta; Magnoliopsida; Poales; Poaceae.